Messenger RNA from Gossypium arboreum, 1684 nucleotides. RefSeq names its product alcohol dehydrogenase-like 1. Bases 417 to 1577 code for a protein of 386 amino acids. Gene Ontology annotation, biological process: formaldehyde catabolic process. Gene Ontology annotation, molecular function: zinc ion binding; S-(hydroxymethyl)glutathione dehydrogenase [NAD(P)+] activity. Gene Ontology annotation, cellular component: cytosol. The record is from RefSeq and is a predicted model, not a curated record. Lineage: Eukaryota; Viridiplantae; Streptophyta; Magnoliopsida; Malvales; Malvaceae. The transcript is spliced from 10 exons.
GGGGUGGUUUUUAAUCGUGGUUUGGUUUCCUAUGUGCUUGCGUGUUUGGUUAGUUGGUUUUGUUUUUUCUGAGUGCUACUAUAAUGCUUUUAAGUUUUUUUGUCGUUUCAUUUCUUCUGUUUUGUAUUUUGGACAUUUAUUACCUCUGUCCAGUUUCUUUUAAUGAAGGAAUAUCAGUUUAUUUGCAAAAAAAAAAAAAAAAAAAAAAAUUGAAGGUCAAAUUCCAUAACUAAACCCUAUACUAUUUCUUUUCAAGCAACAAUUAAAAAACUCAUCAUUAGUUGUAUUAAAUCAUUAUCCAUGUUAGCUAAGCACUACUAACCGUAGAAAAUAUAAGCAAAAGAUAGCAGAAAGAUUUGGUAUAAGCCAAGAAAAACUGCCCAUAUCUCUUCGUCUUGAUUGAAGAAGAAGAAGCUAUGGAAAACCAAAACAGGUCGGGAACUGCAGGAAAAGCUAUAAGAUGCAAAGCUGCAGUUUGCAGAAAUCCGGGGGAACCACUCAUGAUAGAGGAAAUUGAGGUUGAGCCACCUAAGGCUUGGGAGAUUAGAAUAAAAAUCCUCUGUACUUCUCUUUGUCAUACUGACGUUACCUACUGGAAAAUGUCCACUGGACCAUUCGCAUUUUUUCCCAUGAUUUUUGGGCAUGAAGCUGUCGGUGUUGUUGAGAGUGUAGGGGAGCAUGUGGAGGAAUUUCAGGAAGGAGAUAUGGUGGUGCCUGUGUUUCGUCCGAAUUGCAGAGAAUGUAGAGACUGCAAGUCCCAAAAGGGAAAUGGUUGCUCCAUAUUUGGUGGGGAAUUGGUCCCUGCAAUGCCAAGGGAUAAAACAAGUAGGUUCAAGGGGAUGAAUGGGGAGACUUUGUACCAUUUCUUCUCAGUUUCCAGCUUCAGUGAGUACACAGUGGUGGAUGUGGUUAAUGUUGUGAAGAUCUCACCGGAAUUCCCAGUUGAUAAAGCUUGCCUCCUUAGCUGCGGAAUAUCCACCGGGAUUGGAGCAGCAUGGAAGGUGGCAGACAUUGAAGAAGGCUCCACUGUCGCCAUAUUUGGCCUGGGAACCGUUGGACUGGCGGUUGCAGAAGGGGCAAGGUUACGUGGAGCUUCAAAGAUCAUAGGUGUAGAUUUGAAUCAGGAAAAAAUUGAGAUAGGGAAACAGUUUGGAGUUACUGAAUUCAUCAAUCCCACGACAUGUGGAGAGAAAAAAAUCAGUGAGGUGAUUAAGGAAAAAACAGAUGGGGGAGCUGACUAUUGCUUUGAGUGCAUUGGAUUGGCUUCACUAAUGGAAGAUGCUUUCAAUAGCAGUAGAGUGAAUUGGGGCAAGACAGUGAUAUUAGGAUUGGAGAUGCAUCGCACACCAUUACCUGUCAACACUUCUUUACUUCUAAGAGGCAGAAGUGUGACUGGGUGUUUAUUUGGAGGACUUAAACCCAAAUCUGACAUUCCCUUCCUUGCUCAAAAAUACCUACACAAGGAGCUUAAUCUUGAUGGAUUCAUAACGCAUGAAGUGGGUUUCGGGGAUAUCAACAAAGCUUUUGAUUUACUGCUUGAAGGAAAAAGUCUUCGUUGUAUCAUACGGAUGGAUUAACCAAUGAUAGAAUGGAAAUUUGAUAAAAAUUUGAACCUACUUAAUAAAUUCCUAUAGAAUUGUUUUUCAACUCCUUUAUUGAAAUAAUAGCUAAAUUAGUUCUUAUA